This is a messenger RNA of Symbiodinium necroappetens, 981 nucleotides long. Lineage: Eukaryota; Dinophyceae; Suessiales; Symbiodiniaceae. The record is from the annotation of a GenBank genome assembly.
AUGGCUCGCCAGUCCGACUGUCGAGUUCACUCAAUUCGGCACGCUGCCACGCUUCCAGAGAGCGAUGUCGCCCUUCGAUUGUUGGAGCGGGUCCAGCGCAACGCAGAAGCCAUACUGCGGGCUCGUGGCUGGCGCGUCCUGGAGCUGGUGGAGCUGUGCUGCUGCAAGGUUGCACCUGAGCAGAAGCCUGGCAGCGUGGCAGGCUGGUGCAUACCUGCUGGAAACGCAAAGACUGCGACUCGAAUAGCUUUGCGACUCAGGGCACCAAAGGGUCAAGGGCACAGAAUAAUGCCAUUUGAGGAGGUGUUCGGAACGAUGCUCCAUGAGCUUACUCACAUCAUUCACUUAAAGCACACCGCUGCAUUUUAUGAACUGAUGGAUGAGUUAAGCAAGCAAUGGGAGCAGCUACAAGCUACUGGGCACAUCUUGGACGAGUCAGGCUUUCCAACAGUGGGGGGACAUAGAGUCGAUCCGAUGAAGCACAAUCCCAGCAUUGGACUGGCAACGAAACUCCAAGCAAAGGCGGCGGAGCAGCGUCUCAAGGUAAAUCAGCUGAUGGGAUCAGGCAAGCUCGGUGGUCAGAGAGACUGGAAGCAGCUUCCCAUGCGAGAGAAGGCAGCACGCGCCGCGGAGAGACGUGCGUCCGAAGCGAAGCUGGGUUUUGGGCCCGAAGAGCUGCCAGACGAGGGAGACGUCUCCAGUGCCCCAGAGAAAGCGCGCCUUGCAGCUGAGCCGGCACGGCCAGCAGUGCGGCUCGCCCCCAAGCGCAGGUGGUGCCAAAGAGUAGGCUGCUCCUGCCCAGCCCCGCACCCUGAUCUGCCUGUGAAACCCGAACUUGAAGACAAACUCCUUCAAGAGGCCAUCUUGGCCUCUCUCGCCGAGUCUCAGAGUUUACAGAGCCAGAGCCCGAGCGUAGGCUGCAUUGUUCUCAGCGACGAUGAAGGAGACGCUGAGUUCAACGUUCGCUCAGAGUCCGCGCUG